AUGGGACCUCGGUAUUUCCCUGGUCGGACGGUGCUGUUCAAAAGGGAAGCCAAUGGCGUCACAUUCAGGAUUCCCGCUCUGCUGUACAUUCCCAGCUCCACCACCUUCCUGGCCUUCUCUGAAGAGCGGCUGAGCCCCAGCGAUGCAGAGGCCAACCUGCUGGUGCUCCGCAGAGGCACCUUCUACCGGAACUAUGUGGAGUGGGAGGACAUGAGAGCCCUGUACCCAGCUUACCUGAAGAAUCACAGGUCGAUGAACCCCUGCCCAGUCUUUGAUGAGUUCACCGGCACUGUAUUUCUGUUCUUCAUCGCGGUGCUGGGUAACAUCCCUGAGUCGUUCCAGCUCAUCACAGGGAAGAAUGUCACGCGGCUCUGCUACAUCUCCAGCACCGACCAUGGCCGCACCUGGAGCCCCGUCACCGACCUCACUGACAGAACCAUCGGAGACUCCAUCAAGGAAUGGGCUACAUUUGCUCUGGGCCCAGGCCAUGGGAUCCAGCUCAAAUCUGGCCGUCUCCUAAUCCCAGCGUAUGCCUACCACAUUGACUGCAAAGAAUGCUUCGGCAAGAUCUGCACCACCACCCCCCACUCCUUCACCUUCUACAGCGACAGCCACGGCAAGAGCUGGCGAUUCGGGGAGUUCGUACCCAACUUGGAGACGGUGGAGUGCCAGCUUGUCUCUGUUGAUGAGGAUGACGGCACCAAUACGCUGUACUGCAAUUCCAGGAGUCCUUUGGGCUACAGGGUACAGGCCCUCAGCAAGGAUGAUGGGGCUGUGUUUCUGGAAGGGCAGUUGGUACAGAAGCUGGUGGAGCAGCCCCACGGGUGUCACGGGAGUGUCGUUGGAUUUCCGGCCCCCGUUCUCGAGUGUGGUGACACCCAAACAGCAGAUCCUCCAAAUGGUCCAGAGACCCAACUCUAUCCUGUCCGUUCGUUCAAAAGCCUUGCGUUAAAUGCUAUCCAUGGGUGUCAUCCAUCUCAGAACGGAACACUUCCCCUUCCCGGGACAAACUUUCUACCCCCAACCUGGGUGAUUUACUCCCACCCGACCAGCCCAGAUACCCGUGUCCAACUGGGCAUCUACCUCAGCACCUUUCCCAGGGACCCAGACAGCUGGUCUGAGCCAUGGGUCAUUUAUGAGGGCCCGAGUGCCUACUCAGACCUGGCGUAUGUGAAGCUGCCAUCUACAGAAGCGGCCCACAAUGACACCCCUGCUGUGGCCUUCGCCUGUCUCUUUGAAAAUGGCUCCAAGUCACCUUAUGAGGAAAUCUCGUUCAGUAUUUUUACCCUUUCUGAACUGAUUCACAACAUUCCCAAGAAAUCUGACUUGAGUCACAACACUCUGAAGAGCACUAAACUGAGGAAUCAUUGUACGGUGGCAUAACUGUUUGCUGAGUCUUUCUCUAGGUGUGUUGCAGGGUCAAUACAGAGCCACCUGUUUUGUACCUCUGUUCUGUUUCAGCCUGUUGUUGAAACAAACAUGCAAAGAGCUUUUAGAAAUAACAGCAAAAAAGCCCUGAAGCAUUUUUUAAAAAUUGUUUAUUUUAAAAAUAAAUUCAGAAGUGAUGUACAGACAUUUUACUCACUUCUGGCCAUUGACUAUUGGGUUAUUUAAAGCUUAAUAAAUAUCAAUGAAAAAAAAAAACAUGAUUUCCCACUGAAUGGUA
This is a messenger RNA of Polyodon spathula (Mississippi paddlefish), 1666 nucleotides long. It is a transcript of the gene neu4, whose product is annotated as sialidase 4. The coding region runs from base 1 to 1383 and encodes 460 amino acids. The transcript is spliced from 3 exons. Gene Ontology annotation, molecular function: exo-alpha-sialidase activity. NCBI's taxonomy places the organism in Eukaryota, Metazoa, Chordata, Actinopteri, Acipenseriformes, Polyodontidae. The record is from RefSeq and is a predicted model, not a curated record. Gene Ontology annotation, biological process: oligosaccharide catabolic process; ganglioside catabolic process. Gene Ontology annotation, cellular component: lysosome; cytoplasm; membrane.